This is a messenger RNA of Anopheles nili, 739 nucleotides long. Its product is annotated as probable alpha-aspartyl dipeptidase. The coding region runs from base 20 to 739 and encodes 239 amino acids. The record is from RefSeq and is a predicted model, not a curated record. NCBI's taxonomy places the organism in Eukaryota, Metazoa, Arthropoda, Insecta, Diptera, Culicidae. The transcript has 2 exons. Gene Ontology annotation, molecular function: serine-type peptidase activity. Gene Ontology annotation, biological process: proteolysis.
CUGCAGCUGGCAGUCAACAAUGGCAAAGCGACAGCUGUUUCUGAUGUCCUCCUCGGCCGUGCACGGGUUCGCGUACCUGCAGCAUGCCGAAUCCGAUAUAACAUCCUUUCUACGGAGAAAUGGUGUAAAUCGGGUACUGUUUGUACCGUUUGCGUUGACCGAUCAUAAUGGCUAUACGGAUAAAGUCGGAGGUGUACUUAAACGAUGGGGAUUCGCCUGUGACGGGCUGCAUACCUUCUCCGAUCCGGUGGCGGCCGUAAGGGCCGCUCAGGCGAUCUACAUUGGUGGUGGCAAUACGUUCCUGCUGCUACGGACACUUUACGAGCGGAAACUGGUGGAACCGAUACGAGAGCGUGUGCUGCAACAGGGUGUCCCGUACGUGGGCAGCUCAGCUGGUACGAAUGUGGCCACUCGCAGCAUCCAGACCACGAACGACAUGCCGAUUGUGUUUCCGCCCACCUUCGACGCGCUUGGGCUCGUUCCGUUUAAUAUUAAUCCGCACUAUAUGGAUCCGGAAGUUGGUGGCAAGCAUAAGGGUGAAACUCGCGAAGAGCGCAUUAACCAGUUCCAUGAGCUGAACAGUGCGCCGGUGUUGGGACUCCGCGAGGGAACAACGUUGAUUGUCGAUGGGGAAAAGGCCACCUUGCAGGGGAUGUUUCAGGCACGCCUGUUCCGACAGGAGCAUGAACCAACCGAGUACGAUCCAGGAAGUGAUUUGAGUUUUUUGCUGCAUUCAUAA